Molecule: messenger RNA, 5151 nt
Organism: Eublepharis macularius
Lineage: Eukaryota; Metazoa; Chordata; Lepidosauria; Squamata; Eublepharidae
Gene: SUN1
Product: Sad1 and UNC84 domain containing 1
Exons: 23
Coding region: 342-3089 (915 amino acids)
Biological process (GO): nuclear envelope organization
Cellular component (GO): nuclear envelope; meiotic nuclear membrane microtubule tethering complex
Molecular function (GO): protein-membrane adaptor activity
Source: RefSeq, a predicted model, not a curated record
GCCAUUUUGGGAUUCUGCAGUGUGGAAACAGAAGGAAUGUGCUGUCAACUCUCAAACUUCUCUUGAAUUAUUGGACUGCGAUUCAGGCCUGUCCUUGGAGCACGGUGCUGGACUAAAGGAUCUCUUCCUUCCUCAUGUGUGGGAUGAGUGACGUGAGGUUUUGAAAAGAUCCAGCUUUGAAGGUGGACCCAUGCUGUUGUUUUCUGAUCAUCUGUGCAAUAGGUCUGAUGGUUUUUUACCUGGUCAACUCGAGUUUGUUUUGUAACCUGCGGUAAAGCAAGAAGUUAAUUUUACUUACCCCCUUCACUUCAGAGAAUCUUGUAUGGUUUGAGACAGUGAACAUGGAUUUUUCACAUCUUCACACAUAUGCUCCUCCCCAAUAUGUGCCAGAGAACACUGGCUAUACUUAUGCGCUCAGUUCCAGUUACUCCUCAACUGCUCUGGAUUUUGAGACUAGCCACAAGCUAGAUCCAGUGUUUGACUCUCCAAGAAUGUCAAGGCGCAGCUUGCGCCUUUCUGCUGCAGUGUACGGUGCAGGAGAGGAUGCCCACAGCGCUGGCAUCUUUGGCGGUGGCAGCAACUCCUAUGCUGGGGAGAAGGAUCUUGCAGAUCAGUCGGCCAAAAUUACUAAGCAACGUAAAAAUGCCGUCAAACAGUCUGGCUCUGUAAGACCCACUCCAAGAAAAAAGGUGUCUGGUUCUUCCGUUUUUAGCCACAGUAGUUUCAGUAGCCAUGCAAGUGAUACGUCUUUUAUGUCGACCAUAUUGGAUGAGUCUUCAAUCCAGGAGCAGACAGCUGUUGAGCAUUUCUGGGGUCUCGAUAACGAUGGGGAUUUCAAAGGAGGAAACACGACAGUGAUUCAAGGCAAUGGCGACAUAGCAGCCACCGAGAGCCAGGCUGCACUAAGCAAUGGAUACACCUGCAAUGACUGCAGCAUACUUUCUGAGCGAAAGGAAGUUCUCACUGCAUACUCGGCUCCUCGCAUGCCAUCCUCAAGAAUUUACUCCAGGGAUCGAAGCCAAAAACACAAGUCCGGGGGCCUCACUUUCUACACGAGUAAGAUUCUGCAAGUGGCCAAGUAUUCUGCAACAUCUAUUACGUCCCUCUUAGUGCAGCUAUUCCACAUGGUAUUGCUGAAGCUGGGCUGUGAUUUCCAAGCUCAUUCCAAUUACUGUGGAAGCACGAAUGUAAAAGAAAUUCUCAGGGAAGACCACCAGCUGGAUGUGAAUGGGGAAUACUUUUGUGAUGACUGUAAGGGGAAGAGGCAGCUUGAGACACACACAGCAGCCCACAUGCACUCCUCAUGGUCUAAAGGGGUUGCAAGAACCAUUUGGCACAUCCUUUCUUAUACAGGUUACUUUUUGCUGCACACAUUGCAAAGAACAGGAACAGCAGGAUGGCUUGCCUCCAAGAAGGUUCUGUCACUCCUGUGGUUGGCUAUUGUGUCUCCAGGGAGGGCCGCAUCAGGAGUGUUCUGGUGGCUUGGGACUGGAUGGUAUCAGCUGGUGACCCUGAUUUCCUUGCUGAAUGUGUUUCUUCUGACCAGAUGCCUUCCAAAGAUGUUCAGGUUGUUCUUGUUCCUCCUCCCACUGUUGCUGUUGCUAGGUUUAUGGCAUUGUGGCUCUGAAGGCUUCCUUUCCUUACUGCCAGCUUUCAAUUGGACGAGGAUACAUAAAGCUCACUGGUGGGAAUACUCUGAACAGGUCUUUGAACCGCUGCCGGAUCUCCCUCGUGCUGUUCCAUCUCCUGAUGAACCUCUGAAUUCCUUUGACUUAAAUCGCAUGAGUGAGCUGGAGAAGCAAAUGGCCUUCAUGUCUGAGAAAUGGCAUCGUCACGAUGAGGAAUACAGUAAAAUGCUCCUCCUGCUUCAGACAUUUCAGGAUCAGGUUGUUCAGCUGAAUGACAAAAGCAAAACAUUGACACUAAUAAAAACUGUUGUGGAUCAGCAUCUUAAAGAAAUGAAAUUCUAUGAAACGGCACAUCUAACGCCUGAUUUUUUGGCCUUGCACCGGGAACACGAGGGGCGCAUUGUGGCUUUAGAGGAUCUCCUUGCAAAGCUCUCUGAAAAAUCUAAUGGCAUCCAAAAGGAACUUGAACUAACAAAAGCAAGAACAGCAAGUGAUGCUGAUGAGCAAAGCCAUCUUCUCUUAUCCAAGAUCAAACAUCUAGAACUUGAGCUGGCUCACAUGAAAUCGGAGCUGCUAAAUUCUCAGAGCUUGAAAGAGGGCUGUGAGACAAUGGAGACCCUUCGUGAGAAGGUAGAUUCCCAAAUUAAAGAAUCGGUCAAAUUUGUGCUCUUUGGUAAUCGACAAGGGGACUUGCCAGAAUCGCUGCUUCAGUGGCUAACAUCUCGAUUUGUGAGCAAGAGCGACUUGCAGGUUUUGCUUCGAGACUUGGAGUUGAGCAUCCUGAAGAACAUAACCCUUCACAUGUCUGCCACAAACACCAGACCAUCUUCAGAAGUGGUAACAAGCAUUGUAAAUGAGGCUGGGAUUUCAGGCAUCACAGAAGCGCAAGCUCAUGUUAUUGUCAACAAUGCACUGAAGCUUUAUUCUCAGGACAAAACGGGCAUGGUAGACUUUGCUUUGGAAUCUGGAGGUGGCAGCAUUUUGAGCACUCGAUGUUCAGAGACAUAUGAAACCAAAACAGCUCUGAUUAGUCUCUUUGGGAUUCCAUUGUGGUAUUUCUCCCAGUCUCCUCGAGUAGUGAUCCAGCCUGAUAUGUAUCCUGGAAACUGCUGGGCUUUCAAAGGAUCGCAGGGGUAUCUUGUCGUCCGGCUUUCCAUGAUGAUCUACCCCACGGCUUUUACUGUGGAACAUAUACCAAAAACGCUUUCACCAACAGGCAACAUUACCAGCGCUCCAAAGGAUUUUUCUAUAUAUGGACUUGAAAAUGAGUAUCAGGAAGAAGGUGUGCUCCUAGGGCAAUAUAUGUACAAUCAAGAUGGAGAGUCACUACAGAUGUUCCAAGUAAUGGAGACAACUGAGAACGCAUUCCAGGUAGUGGAACUAAGAAUUCUUUCCAACUGGGGCCAUACUGAGUACACAUGCCUCUAUCGGUUCCGAGUGCACGGGAGACCUGCCGAAUGAACAUGAUGUAGGGUUUCCUACUUGUACAGUUUUUCUGUCUAUAUGUAUAUAAAGGGAAAACCUGGAGGACAGGAGUCCUUCUGAGGACAGGGAUAUGUAAUGCAGGUUCUGUACUCCUCUGGGGCUGAGUGUAGAAGACUGCCAACUGAAUUGUAUACCAAACUCAAUGGUUAUUUGCUUGAAUGCUCAGCCUGUAACUGCCAGACAGCUUUAUAUUUUUAAUGUGUUCAUUCUGAGAAUAAAAUAUUGCAUGCCAGCUGCAAAAAAAGAGAAGAACCUAGUUAGCCAAACAAGGAAAUAACUACUGUUACCCCAGAGCGUAAAGCUUUUAAAACUUUUUUGGCAACUAGGGAUGAGUUUUAAAUGUUGGGUGGGGCUCAUCUGCAACGGCCAUUACCGCGAAUCCAGAAACUUUUCUAGAAUGCAAUCCAUCACUCUCUGUUAUUAUGCAGUUUCCCAUUUAUAUGGAUAGUGUUUGGGUUCCCACGCAUAACCCUUUGAAAUGGCUGGUAUGGUGGUAGUGCAUCCAUAGUUACAGUUUGACCACAGCCUUGCUGGUUAUGAAGCUCUCAUAGUUCGCAGCAAGAUUUUUAUCCCAGGGCUGUCUUCGACUGAGAGGAGUUUUGUUUUACUUCACCUGGAGUGUGCUUCACCUCCUGGAUUUUAGAACAUCUUGCUAAUAGGAUUUAUUAGGUAAUCCUAAUAUUACAUUACAGAAGUGGCAGGGGGGGAGGGAGGAGCGCCACCAGCAGUUAUGCAAGCUUGAGACCUAAAAUCUGUUAAAAAUGCAUCGGUCGCACUUGGGAAGGAGGGGAUUUGUAUUUUUAAAAAUUGCACUUUUUAAACCUAUUUCCAUUUGUCCUCUUGAGCUAGUUGAUGGUUGUUGCAAUUAAAUGAUGGAAUUAGCAUGUUUUCAGUAUAUUGGAUACAAACCUGACUGAGCAUUUGGCCCAAACUGAAGUAUAAUCUGCAUAAGCAGAAGGAGGUUCCAGUCCAGAAGGAAUGUUGUGUGCAGGCUUGAACUGGAUGGGCUCAUGAGGGCAGGAGGGUGUAACAAGAUGUAGUAAAAGGAGGAUCAGACUUAAAAGAGUGAUGCCAGAAAUGCUCUGCCUCAGUACAGUUAGCGUGCAAACAAAAUUACCACCCAGGGCUCAUUCACACAUCUCCUUUGUGUGUGGUUUAUCUUCUCAAAGCCUUGUUGAGGAUCCUGGCGUUGCUGCUAAUCUUUAGAAAGCCAAGAGAAACCUCAAAAACAAUGAGCAUUUGGGGGAAGCCUCAAGGACACAAUUAUCUCUGCAACAUAAUUAUCUGUCAAAAAUAAAAAUAGAACUUAGUUGUGAAUUUCAGCACUGUGACAAAAAAAUUACUAAAGCUCUUGGGGAGUAUGGGGCUGCUUUUUAAAUUACUGACAUGUCCCUUUGAAACAUUCUGAUUAUUUGAAAAUACUGUUAAAUUCCCAUUGAAAAAAGAUCCCUUCAAGCGAUGGUGUGUGGAAAUUUUGCUUUGCCUCAUACCCUUUUUUGAGGCAGUGGGGUGGGAUAAGGAAGAGUAACUUUAAAUAUAUCUUUUUUUUCUUCUUGGAAAGACAUGAUGGUGCUGUCUGGCUUUCUGAAUAGAGUUAAUGUAUGUUGCACAAGAGUCCUCAAAUAUUUAUUUUUUAAAAGUUAUCUUUGGAGGAAGACCAUGUUUUAUUCACUUAAAGUUCAGCUAGAAAUAGAACCAAUGGCCUGUUGAGAAGAGUUUGCUAAAUAUGUACAGGUGUUUCAUAUACUGUAGGUUAAAUAUAUAAAAUCAGAAUUAUCCUGUAUAAACCUAAAUUGGGGAGCGGAGAGGGUGGGGAAUAUUUUGAAUAACACUAACUUAUUUUUAAAGAAGCAAAAAUAGGACUUUGUGCAAUGUAUUUUUGUAAAUGCUUUUUUCAAAAUAUUUGUCUCUGGUAUUCUUUGCUGCCUCCCAAACUGACAAGAAGCUAUUAAAAAUGUUUAAGAGUUAAUUUUUUUGAAAGUGCAUGUAAUAUUUGGAACUAAGUAAUAAAGUUUCUUUUUUUGUAUGUGUGCUACAU